This is a messenger RNA of Malaclemys terrapin pileata, 4500 nucleotides long. It is a transcript of the gene PRR33, whose product is annotated as proline rich 33. The transcript is spliced from 2 exons. The coding region runs from base 376 to 1998 and encodes 540 amino acids. The record is from RefSeq and is a predicted model, not a curated record. Lineage: Eukaryota; Metazoa; Chordata; Testudines; Emydidae.
UUGUUGAAGGCCUACAAAGGUACUGGGGCUGCAGAGAUACAGCCUGGGAAUAGGCAAAGGCAGCAGGUCCUAACCCAUUGCCAAUGAUGAGUGGCCAUUACAGACUGCAGUCUGCCCCAGUGAGCGGGGGCUAGAUGCUGACUAGCAGUAGCCACUGAGACAAGGUGGGUUUAGAGGGUUGGGGGUUCCCCUGGGAGGAGAGACCCAGAGUGUGGGGGCACUGCUGGGGAAGAACCCCGAGGUAAAGGGCACCAGGGUCCAGUAGGGACACGGGGCCAGCGGAAGGUGAGACACUGGCCUGCAGAGGGUGCUCCAUACACUGGAAAAGAGCUAAUUCCCAGAUGACCAGCAGGAGGUUCUGCACCGGGGGUUAAAAUGCUGAUCACUGUAACACCACCUUAUGAGCCAGCAUCCCUCCAUCCACAGAUUCUACCCCCUGCUAUACUACCGAAACCCGGGAAGGACAAUCUAAGGCUCCAGAGACUCUUGAAGAAAGUUGCAAAGAAGAAUGCACCACUAGCCUCCCAGCAAGCCAAAUCGUUCCGGUCCAACCUCUCCCCAGUGAGCGAGGCCAGCCCAGACCUAGAGCACAGCGAGCGCUCAUCUCCGCUGAAGACCCUAGAAACAUCGACGCACAUCACCAUCCGCCUCCCUCCCCGGUUCUCCAUCAAGCCAGUCAUCCACCAUGUCUCAUCUCCUUUCCCCAAGGCCAAGCCAUUUACGCUCAAAGUAACCGAGCAGAGGAGAAUCUCUGAACACCUCAAGCUCUCUGUCUCUCCAGCAGCAUCCCCUGUGCACAGGCAGUCCCCAUGGCAACCAAAAGGGGAGACAAAACCAGACACGCCCACCCAGCUACCUUCUCCACAGGCACAUUGUGUAUUUGUUUUCCCUGACCCUCCUGUUUCCAUCUCACCUGUCAUAGAAGCCCAAGUGGAGGUUACUCAUGUCACCAAAGUGCAUGCGCGUGCCCAUAGUGUGCAGGCACCCAGAGCAAAGACCCCCUUACCAGACCAGUCGUCUACAGUUCUCAGCAGUGAGGACAAGCAGCCUUUGGCAGCCCAUACUGGCAAAAGCCACUCAGAGCCACCUGCAGGGCUGGCACCAAUCACUCUGAAUGCUGAUGAGACUGGAGCUGCUACUCCAAAAUCAAAGGACUCCAUGCUUCCCACCAUGACAGCAGAGCCCCCCUACAAAACCCUUCAGUCUUCAACUCCCAGAGAGCCUGUUGGGACUGCUUUCCCCAGUCCUCGGAUGCCGGAUCCCCAAUUCAGUAGACCAGAAAUCCCAGGAAGUGCCACAGCAAGAUCCCAAACCGAGUGGGUUCCUGAACUUCCUGAGCCACACAGCAAAAGCCUAAGGCCAAUGACUCCCCCUACAGCUCAGAAGCAAGAGGCCACAGAGCCAGCUGACAAUACAAGGGCUUUCUCCACAGAAAGAAAGGAAGAUCUGGUCAUUCCACCACAGCCAACAUCCACCAUUCCCAGUGCCAGUCCAUUCCCCAAAGCUGAGUCUCCACCACCAUCUGUGGAGAAGGCCAGACCUCUUACAGCCAAGCUUAGCGGAUGGUCUCGCCUCAAGAAGCACUUGACAGUGGAACCCGAGGGGCCCCAAUUCCCAGAAACCAAGCCAGCCAAGCCUGAACAGGAGGAAGCAGGAAGUAAAGCAGAAGGCUCUCAAGGUAAUGCCAGCCAAGACAACAGGCUGAUUAAAUCAAGGGCCACCAAAAUGUGGGACGCCAUUUUAUAUCAGAUGACAGCCCUCAAGAGGAGAAAGCAACAAGAGGAAGAAAAAGGGAUAAGGAAAGAGGAGGGAUUCUCAUUCCGGUGCCGCUUGCCCCUUCUCCACAGACCACGUUUUGAUGCCCGGAAACUGAAGGAGCUGGCUUCCAAACCAAUGACGAAGAUCACCACCAUGUUAGAGUCGAGCCUGCUCCACCACAAGACACCUGAGGAACCCAAGAAUUUUAACAGGACUGCAUCAGGGUGGCAGCUCAAGUGAAGCCAGCUGGAUUCCACCUCGGCAACAAGCUCUCUCUCAGGCCUCCUCCAAGGUGCUGCCUGAGUUCUGAGCAGGAAAGUGCCUUUUAUAGCCAGAUUUUCCUGCAGCAUGGAGGCCAAACAUGAGAAAAAUAUAAAUAAAAUCCUUCACAGACAGCAGCCUUAUGCUGAGGGCUUUAGGGGGUUGAGGACUGUACACUACAUAUCCGUAGUGUACAUAUCCGUAGUGCAUGCACACACCUCCAGAGUAGCUUGAGGAUCCAAGAAGAACAGCUGGCAUGUGCUCACCCUCUGAGCUCUCUCUCUGGAGCUUUCAGUCUUCUCUUAAACCUAACCAAGCCCCAAUGAAAUGCACUAGGGAUGUCCUAGCAGAGGUAUGGCCAAAGCAUGCCUUGGCAAGGCCUUACGAUUGGGUUUAUUUUUUCAACCCAUCAGUUCUCAAGCACUGUAGGAAACAUGGAUAAAUCCAAGAUGGAGGCUCCUCCGCACUUUCCAUGGCUUUCUGACAUUGUAUUGCAUUUAUUUUUGAUCGCUGCUCAGGUUUAACACAUGGGUUUGUUUUGUUUGUUUUGGGUUUUUUUUGUAAAUAUUAAGCAGCAUUACAUUGAGAUCUGGUUUUUCUGGCUAUUUUGGGAGUGGUUUGUUCAUUUUGCUUUUAAUGUUCACAGUUGUUUGCAUCUCCAUAGUCACCAGGCUUAGGGAGUGAGCUCACACAGGGUAAGCAUGCAGCUAUUUCCACUUCCCUAGUGAGGUUACCAUAAGGGGGAAUAUUUCUGCAUAGCUAAUAUAGGACUGGUAUGUUUCACCCCAAAGGGAAAUUUGAUACCUGCUUCUACCUUCUGUGCCUAUGCACAGGCUAGCGAGCUGGCUGGAAUUUCUCAUUCCAAACAGACAGCCUUAAAAACCACACACUCGACUUUGUUUUUGUGAAGUUUAAUUUCUGAGAAGAAAUGAAAACUGAAAAUUCUCAGUGUUGAAGAGUCAGAACUCCAGUUUUUGCCCCUGGCCAUUUUCCAGUAGCAAAAACGAAAAGAGAAAGAAAGAGGGAAAUCCCCCAAAUAAGCAUCUGAACAAUUUCAAAAGUUUUUCCAUGAAACAAUUGAGAAAAUAAGAAUUACUUGGCAAAAUGUACUUCUUAUUUUUGGACCAGCUCUAAUAUGCGAUACAGGUAGUUAAGAUUCCACUGACACAGAAAGGUGGCUUGCUACAAGACAACAUUGUACUGACCUAGGCUGAGAAUGGAGGUAUUUUGCUUUAAUUAAAAUAUAUGUGCAGAUAGGCUGGUAUUCUCAGGAGUCCAAGAGAGUUAGGCACCCAGAUUCCAUUGAAUUUAAGUGAGAUUUGGACAUUUAUCUCCCUUACGGUCUGUUGAAAAAAUUCCAGGCUUAUUUUUGGCUCAAUCAUUUAAAACCUUUCCCCAAUUGCUAUUUUGUUGUUAAUUACAUAUUUACAGGGUGAGGAUUCAGAAAUGGCUCUGUGAUUGCUCCUUAGGCCUAAUCUAUAUACACAAAACUAAUGAAUUCACUUAGAGAUAUGAUUUUUAACCAAUCUAGUUUCACCAGUACAACUUCUAGUGUGGAUGUAGUUAUACCUGUAUAAAGGUGCUUAUCCUUUUAUAGUUUAUUCCUCUUUCCUUAUAGAAAUAACUAUACUGAUAAAACACACUUUUAGACCAAUGUAAUUACCUCAGAAUUAUUGGGUUUUACCAUGACAAUACCAGAAUAGUCAAGGCAGUCUAAACUAGAAAGUUGUAUAAAGCUUUAGUCAACAGAAAUCUCUACUAAAACCUCAAGACAAUCCUUUUAAGCAGUACCUAUUUUUUCGUCAACUCUUCAAAUACAGCACAAGGAGCUUGUCUUCCCUAGGAAGCUAUAACCCAAUUCAUAUGAUGCAGAACACGACUUCACAACCAGCAUAGACAGCACGCAGGUAGCGUAACAACUUGUCUGCUGAUCGCAGGAAAGGUUUAGCCCUGAGCAGUUGGAACAAACACCGAACACAUGUUGCCCAUGUCUAAACCGACUACAAAGUCAUAUUAGUUAAAGAUGUAUCAAGAUAAGAGUCUUAAGCAGCCUAAUUUUCUAGCAAAGUCAACUCCAAAUUGUUGCCAGGAAGCCUGUCUCAGGUGAAGUCAAAUUAAACUCAAAUAUAAAUGGUUCAGGUCACCGACUUUUAAAACUGAAGAUUGUGUUUAUAAGACAUACUGGUUUUGAAUUUCCAGGGUGGGAAAAUACAUUGAGAAAGUCUCAUUUUAACUCUGCAUGACAAGGUUUCCAAAUGCUGCCCCAGUUUUGUUUUGUUUUUUUAGUUUGUUUCAGCAUAGUUGCUUUGGGACGUCAUCAGCUAUUUGCAGUCUCCUAUAAUGGUGGUCAAGAGUUCAGUCCUUCAACCAGAUGCCCUUGAUUGGCAGCCCUUUUGUCCGCUAGCAUACAGUAGCCUCUUUCUAAUGCCAAAACAAGUUUGCUUAAAAAAAAAAAAAAAAAAAAAAAAAAAAAAAAAAACA